This is a messenger RNA of Polistes dominula (European paper wasp), 482 nucleotides long. RefSeq lists its product as uncharacterized. NCBI's taxonomy places the organism in Eukaryota, Metazoa, Arthropoda, Insecta, Hymenoptera, Vespidae. The record is from RefSeq and is a predicted model, not a curated record.
CUAAUAUCUCGUAUAUGAAAUAAAAAUUACUUUGUAAUUUUUAUUCGAAUUAUAUUUAAAAUAUAUUCAAUUCAAAUUACAACACACAUUGAUCUAUUUUCAAAUUGUACAAAAUAUUCUACAAAAAAAAAAAAACACAAAUAUUUUCAUCAUGGCAAGUCACGUUUCAACUAGUAAAAAUUAUAAUAUGAAAGUAAUCGAUACACUUUACAAUAAAAUACCAGCAUUUACUGAUCUAUUUGACGAAGAAACAUGGUAUACUUUUGUUGCUUGUUUCGUAGCAGGUACUUUUAUAGUAGCAUUUAUACUUUCAAGAUUUAUUACGUUACAUCCAGUCGACUAAUCACAAAUUCUCUCUCAUUCUAAUUUAAUAUUAUAUAUUUUAAUUAUUCAUACUUUAAAAAAUAUGUAAUAUAAAUAAACAAAUAUGUAACAGUGCAUCAAACAAAUGUGGCAAUAAAAUCUUUGUAUUUAUAAUCAUA